ACGAUGGCAGACCGCUUCGACUGCGACAACUGCAAAGAAUCCCUGUACGGCCGCAAGUACAUCCAGUCGGAAGACAGCCCUUACUGCAUCCCCUGCUACGACAGCCUCUUCUCUAACACGUGCGACGAGUGCAAGGAGCUCAUCGGCCAUGACGCCCGGGAGCUCUUCUACGAGGACCGGCAUUACCACGAGCACUGCUUCCGCUGUUUCCGCUGCGACCGCUCACUGGCAGACGAACCCUUCACCAACCAGGAGGACGCGCUGCUCUGCAACGAUUGCUACUGUAACGAAUUCUCAUCCAAGUGCGUCGCCUGCGACAAGAUUGUCAUGCCAGGUGAGGGUACCAGAAAGCUAGAGUACGCGGGCUCCACGUGGCACGAGGGCUGCUUCGUCUGCCACGCCUGCGAGCAGCCCAUCGGCUCCAAAUCGUUCAUCCCUGAGAAGGACGAGCACUACUGCGUGCCGUGCUACGAGGACAAGUUCGCACCGCGCUGCACGCGCUGUAAAAAGACCCUCGCUAAAGGUGGCGUGACCUACCGGGACGAGCCGUGGCAUAAGGAGUGUUUCGUGUGCAGCAGCUGUAAAACGCAGCUGGCCGGCCAGCACUUCACCUCGCGAGACGACAGUCCGUAUUGCCUCAAGUGCUUCGGAAGCCUCUACGCCAAGAAGUGCGAGGCCUGCAGCAAACCCAUUACAGGUUUCGGCGGAGGCAAGUACAUCUCGUUCGAAGAGCGCCAGUGGCACCAGCCUUGCUUCACCUGCACACAGUGCUCCGUAUCGCUGGUGGGCGCCGGUUUCUUCCCCGAUGGCGAGCGCAUCCUGUGCCGCGACUGCCACAACGGCUUAUAA
Molecule: messenger RNA, 849 nt
Organism: Nerophis lumbriciformis (worm pipefish)
Lineage: Eukaryota; Metazoa; Chordata; Actinopteri; Syngnathiformes; Syngnathidae
Source: RefSeq, a predicted model, not a curated record